Cyprinodon variegatus (sheepshead minnow) is the source of this 1300-nucleotide messenger RNA. Its product is annotated as pyridoxal kinase-like. Gene Ontology annotation, cellular component: cytosol. Gene Ontology annotation, molecular function: pyridoxal kinase activity. The transcript has 11 exons. Bases 339 to 1262 code for a protein of 307 amino acids. The record is from RefSeq and is a predicted model, not a curated record. Gene Ontology annotation, biological process: pyridoxal 5'-phosphate salvage. Lineage: Eukaryota; Metazoa; Chordata; Actinopteri; Cyprinodontiformes; Cyprinodontidae.
GUGCAUUUUAACGUGUGUCCUUGCUAGAGGCGACCCCCUUAAUGUCGGCUUACUGUUUGCUCUGUUUAAGGAUUCCCACCAUGAGCCGCAAACAGCGACAUUAGCGCUAACAGCAACGUUAAGCUGCGUCCAUUCGCACGCGCGCUCUCCCUCAUUCACACGCACACAUCACUACGGUCACCGCACGCGCCCUCCGUCACAUCUGUGAGAGGUUAGGAAGGAAGCUAGCUAACAGGAUAGUGUGGAAAAAAAGCCUCGUUUUCUCGCGUUGUUAUGUGCGGACUUUGCCUUUAAGUGACGGAUUAUCUAGAUUCGCCCUCGGCUGAGCGGGAGCCGCCAUGGAAUGCCGUGUUCUGUCCAUUCAGAGCCAUGUAGUCCGGGGAUACGUGGGCAACAAGAGCGCCUCUUUUCCAUUACAGGUUUUAGGGUUUGAGGUGGACUCCAUCAACUCCGUGCAGUUCUCCAACCACACAGGUUAUUCUCACUGGAAAGGCCAGGUGUUGACAGCAGAUGAGCUUCAUGUUCUAUAUGAGGGAAUCAAACUGAACAACGUUCACCAGUAUGACUAUGUUUUAACAGGGUACACCAGAGACACAUCCUUCUUAGAGAUGGUGGUGGACAUAAUUCAGGAGCUGAAGAGAGCCAAUCCUAACCUGGUUUAUGUGUGUGACCCAGUCCUUGGUGACCAUGGAUCAAUGUACGUUCCUCAGAAUCUUUAUCCAGUCUACAAGAACAAGGUGGUUCCUGUCGCAGACAUUAUUACUCCCAACCAGUUUGAGGCUGAAUUAUUAACAGGGAAGAACAUCAGUUCACAGAAAGAUGCAGUGGAGGUGAUGGACCUUCUGCACGCCAUGGGCCCAGACACAGUCGUUAUUACGUCCUCUGAUCUUCCCCCCAGACUGGGAGACCGCUUCCUGGUGUCACUGGGCAGCCAGCGUCAUGUUCGUCCAGAUGGAACCAGGGUGACGCAGAGAGUCCGAAUAGAGGUUCCCAAAGUGGACGCUGUCUUCGUUGGAACCGGAGAUCUGUUUGCAGCUAUGCUGCUGGCGUGGACGCAUCAUUACCCCAACGACCUAAAGACGGCCUGCGAAAAGACCUUUUCAGUGAUGCACCAUGUCAUCCAGAGGACCAUAUCUUAUGCUCAUGAGUUGGCAGGUCCCGGUCGGAGGCCCAGUCCACCACAGCUGGAACUGAGGAUGAUUCAAAGUAAAGCUGACAUAGAAGAUCCUGCUAUAGUAACGGAGGCCACCGUCAUAUCCUAACAUUAACAUCCCAUAAGACUCGCACUAACCCCCCCACC